Malassezia globosa CBS 7966 is the source of this 1746-nucleotide messenger RNA. RefSeq lists its product as uncharacterized. The record is from RefSeq and is a predicted model, not a curated record. The coding region runs from base 1 to 1746 and encodes 581 amino acids. Lineage: Eukaryota; Fungi; Basidiomycota; Malasseziomycetes; Malasseziales; Malasseziaceae. The transcript has a single exon.
AUGCCUCAACGUGCCAGAUUCAGUCGCCGUGAUAAUAUCGCAUCCGAUUCCUCGUCUUCCGAUGAGGAUGCCGUCGUAGCGGAUGGCCAGGGCGUAUGGGAUCAUGCCUUCUGCGUGGUGUGCGACUGCCUCAUUGAGACCGACAAUACAGACUUCCGCGCAAAUGAACCUGCUUUGGAUGGCGAAGAUGUCUGGGAGGCUGCAGCCAUGUCGUCCCUACGUCGCCACACCCAGCGCUCCAAAGUCGGUCGUCAAUCGAAUAGGCCGAAUGCAGCGCUUUCCAAGACAGCUCCGAUCUUCUGUUCCGAACGUUGCCGACAGUUUGACCAGCAGCAGAGCAAGGGCCUAAACGAGUUCAUGAACUAUGUAUCGAAUGCUUCAGUACGUGCAUGUGCCGCGUCGCUCGACAAGAUACACGUGUCAAGGCCACUGGGAACGUCUCCUUUCACCCCAACGGCCGCCGAUUCCACAGCCAUGAUGGCCAAGUCGUUAUCAGAUUCUAUCUUGCGCGCAGAGUCCCGAGCAAAGUCCGAAGCUCAUGGUAGCAUCGAUGACGACGAUGUCAAGUCGAGCGAUCGGCUCUUUCCGCGUCGCGAGCCGUGGCCAUCAUCAUCUCCUAGUGAUCAAACGGUCUCGGUGGCAACCGUGCCAUCGAAUCUGACUCGCUCUCGUAUGGCCAUCCAUGCUGCAUUACCGGCGCCAUCAACAUCGCUUCCCGCUCCCCAACGUGUGCCUUCCAAUGAUAGGUCGCUGUAUGUCGACUCUCCACCCAAGAGUUUGGUGCUUGGCGAAAGCUCGUCUCAGGCCGAGAAGACGCUCGCCGACAGUCCAUCAUCGUCUCUUCGAGAUGGAGUCGCCUUCUCGCCUCUGAACUUGCUUGCCACUGGCACAGGGCACCACGCUGAACCAAGUAUAUCCGCCACCAACAGCCGAGUUCAGCCCAUGGGUCCUGCAUCCUCCACACAACGUCUAGAUUCAGCGACGGAGUCACUUCGUCGUGCCCAGCGCAUGAAUGAUUCCGCUCUCGCGUCAGCACGCGUACCGUCAUCGUCAUCAUCGAUCACGACUGCCAGGGCAAUGCGCCGUUCGAUUACGCAUGCAUCGAACAAGUCUAUGACUGACGUGUCCGUGGCAUCUCGCCAUAGCGAUGGCGGCAGCAGCAGCGAUGCAUCUGCGCCGUCUUUGCCAGCCACAGCGCAUCGACGCAAACCAAGUUCAGCGCGGGGCAUACGUGUGCUACCUCCGCUCCUGGCGCCUCCGCGAGCGAGAGGCGAUGGCCGCUCCAGAGGACCGAGUCCUGGGGCUCUUCAGCGCUCCUCGCCGCACUCAUCGAAAAGCACAAGCAUCAUGACUCGAUCACGCUCUUCAUUUCUUUCUCUGAGCUCGAGCAUGCAUGGCUCAAGUCCUCGGCGCCCAGGCCUUGGCUGGAGUGCGUUGCCACCAUCACAUCCGUCCAUGGAGCGCCUGAGUCAGUCCUUGCGCAUGGAACGUCCUUCUCCUUUGGCCAUGUCAUCGUCGGCGUCGGGGAGCUCGAUGCAUCAUCCUCUGCGGACGUGGAGUCAUGAUGUUAUGCCUGGCAUGCCCAUGUACCCGAUUCUGCAACUGCCUGAUGGCGGCCCCAUCCAUGACAUGUACAGCCAGUACUGGCAGCCUGUCGAAGAGGACAAACCACCCUCCACACCUACAACUGCCACUAAUUCCGAGACAGGCGGACGUCGAAAGAGUCUGUUUUACUUUGAUGGUUGA